UGCUAAAGUUUUAAAGUUUCCAAGCAAAACAGUCACCGAUUACGUUAUGUACGAGAACCCAUUCAUCCAGCUGACAGCGUUCACCCUCAGCAUGUGGGUACAAGUCGAUACAAGUACUACCUUUCACACAGCCUUCUCCUACUCCACUACUCGUCAGAGUAACGGACUGUCGAUGGAAGUCAGAAGUACUGAAACAAGAAUAUUACUUGAUGACGAGAUUCGUUCUUUUCCGCCAGUCUUUGAUGGUCAUUGGCAUCACCUCUGUUUAACAUGGACCAAUGUAGAUGGUAAGUACUCCAUGUACAUCGAUGGAAUAUCAAAAGGUCAAGGUAACUUUAAAACAGGCCACGUCAUUCCGGAGGGAGCAGUUGUUCUUGGACAAGAACAGGAUUCUUUCAAGGGAGGUUUUUCCAGUAGCCAAGCCCUUCAAGGAAACCUAACGAGUGUCAACAUGUGGGACAAGGUGCUGACAGCAGAAGAGGUAUCAUCCCUUGCAAACAAAUGUUAUACAGCUGAGGGUAAUGUCAUCAAGUGGACGGAUUUUCACGAAAAGAUAACUGGGAACUUGAAGCUGAACUGUGCUCGUUUCUGUGACAAUUAACCGUAAAGCAGUGUAAUUUUUGGCCUUACGCAAAACACUAACCCCAGCCUGAUUACAUUUAUYAUCUUUGCUUUAUUUAUAAAGAAAGCUAGAAUUAUUUAAGACUCCAAAACCCURAAUAAUGCACUUAUACUAGUAUUCAAGGUUAUAUAAUGAUCCUGUCCAAAGUUGUCAAGUGGACGAUAAACUAUAUAAUGAUAGUAAUGAUUAUCAUGAUCAUGAUYAUUAUCAUCAUCUUGACCAUCAUCAUUAUAUUAUUUCUUUUGUUUAUGCGGGCUGAUUAUUUUGGCAGCUCAGUUAUUUAAAGAUUUGCCAAUGCACUAUUGUAUGCAUAAACAGGCCGAAAGUAUUCAUUAUUCAGUCUGGAGGAGAAAGUUCCGAGAUGUCAGUGAAAGAAACUAACAAACCGAGUAAAAAAUCAUGAGCUUCGAAAAGAAAUGUACACCGGUGGCGACAGCCCUGGCAUUGCACAGGAGAUUCUGCAUGUGUUAUAUGUCUAUCGUACCAAUUAGUAGACUAUCCUCUUUCUUUCUUUCUUUAAUAAAAAAAGAUAAAUAGAUUGCGUACCAUAGAGAGUGCAAACAAUU
Actinia tenebrosa (Australian red waratah sea anemone) is the source of this 1188-nucleotide messenger RNA. RefSeq names its product C-reactive protein-like. NCBI's taxonomy places the organism in Eukaryota, Metazoa, Cnidaria, Anthozoa, Actiniaria, Actiniidae. The record is from RefSeq and is a predicted model, not a curated record.